Molecule: messenger RNA, 399 nt
Organism: Dibothriocephalus latus
Lineage: Eukaryota; Metazoa; Platyhelminthes; Cestoda; Diphyllobothriidea; Diphyllobothriidae
Source: the annotation of a GenBank genome assembly
AUGGAUCGUCGGGCUUCAAUUUCGCCGUGUACUAUUACACUCAGCUACCGCGGAAUGAUUCAGGCGGCGAGAGAUAAUCUUGCAGACGUGCAAUUCCGAAAAAUAAUGCGAAUUCUUAUAUCCGGAAAAAGUUCUGUUUGUCGCGAGGUGUUUGGAUCGACACUGAACGAGAGUCGUGCUCCAGACUGUGGAGUUGAAGUUGAUCGAUACACCAGUCGCUAUUAUCUGACGCACAACGCCCUGGAGAUGGCUUUUGAUAAACUGCUGGAAGCAGGUUUCACCUUGGUUGGUUGCUGCGGUGAAGCUUCGACAACUAAUAGUUCUCAAAAGAUAAAACCCACUGCCGACGUGGACGAAGGACGUUACCAGUUUUUCCAUGAAUUCUAUUUUGUCCGAUAA